UGGGUACGUACGGCCAGCGAGGCGCUGGAAAAGCGUCUGUCGAGCUUUCUGUUCGUGCGAGCUAGUGCAACGACACACUAGGGACCUUGGCCGCCGCGGACAUUUUUGUACAAGAGGACUUCCCCCCGCGCGUCCGCGCUGGGCUGCCAAGCCUCACCAGAACACUGCUGAACUGCGCUGAAGCGCUGGCAGCUUCUUGCCGGCACGAAUUGGGCCGAGCGCCGAGAAGUAGCAGAGGAACGCUUUCGAUCACAUUGCGCGGCGCGCGCGCGUAGCGCAACCAAACCAUGACGACCUCCGUCGCCGAGGCCGGCCAGCGUUUACUGCAGGACGACCAGCCCUUCGACGUCGCCGUGUUAGAUGGUAUUGUGGCGGCGGCCUACGAACCGAGGCACCCGGAACGGGCCACGGCCAACGAGAUCCUCAUGAAGCUCCGGGAGAAGCCGGGCUGCUGGCAGGCCGCCGACCAGAUCAUCGAGAAGUCGAGUUUGCCCCAGGGCCGGUACUUUGGCCUCAUGGCCCUCGACGACGCCAUUAACACGCGGUGGAAGAUCCUGCCGGAAGGGCAGCGCACGGGCAUCAAGAACUUCAUCGUCAACAAGAUUAUUUCCCUGUCGAAGGAUGAAGAAUCCAGCAUGAGAGAACGGACGAUGAUCCACCAGAUGAAUAAGGUACUCGUCUCGAUACUAAAGCAGGAGUGGCCGCACAACUGGCCGUCGUUCAUCGGGGAUAUUUGUGGGGCGUCGAAGAAUUCCGAGAUUCUAUGCGAGAACAACAUGCACAUUUUGCGGUUAUUGUCGGAAGAAGUUUUUGACUUCUCGAAGGACUCGAUGACGACUGUACUGAACAGCGUCUCAUUCUAUACGCGUCGCGUCGAUGGCGUCGACGCGGCCGUCGGAGAGUCUACGCGUCUCGCGAGAGCGGUGGCGCUGUCGCCGCGACGGCGUCGACGCGACGCCGCGCCGCCUCGAUCGAUGACGCGUCUCGCGAGAGGGCGCGGUUCGCAACCGUAACCAACGCAGGCCAAGAUCCGCACCCUGAAAGAAUCUCUCAACACCGAGUUCGCGGAGAUCUUCAAGCUCUGUAUCUUCGUGCUAGGAGCAUCGAGUAGACCUCAAUUAAUCAGUGCAACAUUAAGAACGCUCAAGGCCUUCCUGUCCUGGAUUCCUUUAGGAUAUCUCUUCGAGACGGACUUAAUACGCACGCUCAUCGAGCGCUUCUUCGCCGCAGCACAGUUCAGAAAUGCUGCAUUGGAAUGCCUCACGGAAAUUGCGUCGCUGGCCGACCUCGAGCCGAAGUACGAUCCCAAAAUAAUCCAGUUGUACGUGGGCGUGUUGCAGGCGCUCGGGCAGGUCGUGCCGCCCAAUGCAUCUUUGGCUUCCGCUUUUGAGGCCACUGGAAGGGAAGCCGACCAGACCUUCGUCCGGCGAUUAGCUUUAUUUUUCUCGGGCUUCUUCAAGGCCCACCUGCGGUUGGUCGAGACGCGGGAGCAGGGUCCGUUGUUGUUAGAUGGUUUGAACUACUUAGUGAGGAUUAGCGCAGUUCCCGACAACGAGGUCUUCCAGAUCUGUCUGGACUUCUGGCACGCCUUCGCCCAGGACCUCUACGCGACCGAAACAGGAAGAUCCGCUCCGAGACCAGGCGGCUACGGCAACGACGACACCUUCGAGCCGCCCGUUACGUCAGAGGGCCCCGGCGGCGUGGCCUCGAGAUUCGGCGGCCGGGCCCCGGAGGGCUGGCCGCCGGCCGACCCCCGCAAGCAGCUCUUCCAGCACGGCGGCUUGCUCAGUCAAGCGCGACUCGUCAUGAUCUCACGCAUGGCAAAACCGGAAGAGGUACUGGUCGUCGAGGAUGAAAAUGGCGAAAUCGUGCGGGAGACGUUCAAGGACACGGAGGCCAUCGUCCAGCACAAGACCAUGCGGGAAACGUUAGUUUAUCUCACACACUUGAACUACGACGACACGGAGUCGAUCAUGCUCGACAAGCUCGCGCUACAGGUCGACGGCACGGAGUGGUCCUGGGCGAAUUUGAACACCCUCUGCUGGGCCGUUGGGUCCAUCUCGGGAGCCAUGUCCGAGGACGAGGAGAAGCGCUUCUUAGUUACCGUGAUUAAGGACCUGCUGGGGCUCUGUGAGGUCAAGCGCGGCAAGGGGAACAAGGCUUGUAUCGCUUCCAAUAUAAUGUACGUGGUAGGGCAGUAUCCCCGUUUUUUACGUGCUCAUUGGAAGUUCCUGAAGACCGUGGUCAACAAGUUAUUUGAGUUCAUGCACGAGCUGCACCCGGGCGUCCAGGACAUGGCCUGCGACACGUUCCUCAAGAUCGCCCAGAAGUGCAAGCGGAAAUUUGUCACCCAACAACCGGCGGAGCCGCGGCCCUUCGUCCAGGAUCUGGUCGCGCAGCUCCCGCAGAUCAUUUCGGACCUGGAGCCGCAUCAAGUGCACGCGUUCUACGAGGCGACGGCGACGUUACUCAGUGAUCGGGGCGGCCAUCCGUCGGUCGGGCAGCAGCGGCCCGAGUUGUUGCGACGCUUGAUGACGCUGCCCAACGACGCCUGGGCUCGGGUCACGGCGGACGCGGCGCGCGACCCUUCGACACUCACAAGACCGGAGACCGUGAGAGAUGUCACAAAAAUCGUGCGGACGCACGCGCGCGUCUGCGCGUCGUGCGGUCCUUUGUAUGUCACGCAGCUGGGGGGCAUCUACAUGGACCUGCUGAACGUUUGAAGCGGCGUCUCUUCUUUUCACCAUGACGCCGUCGACGCGGCCCGACGCAGGUCUACCGCGCCUACUCCCGGUCCAUUAGUGAAGCGAUCGCGGCGCACGGCGACCUGGCCACGAGACAUCAGGACGUGCGGAGCAUGCGCGCGGCGAAGCGCGAGAUCCUCCGAUUAUUAUCGACCUUCGUCGAGAAGUGCGGCGAGCCGGAGGCGCCGCCCCGAUUGGUGGCGGAGUCCUUCGUGCCCCCACUCCUCGAACCGGUUUUGGAGGACUACGCGCAGGCCGUGCCCGCGGCUCGAGAUUCCGACGCUUUGCUGCUGCUGGCCACCACGAUUGAUAAACUGCGAGAGCUCGUGAGCGAGCAGGUGCCGCGCGUAUUGGAAGCCGUCUUCGAGCCGACGCUUCGCAUGAUUACUACUAAUUUCGAGGACUUCCCGGAGCACCGCCUGGCCUUCUUCAAGCUGCUCAAGGCUACUAAUACCCAUUGUUUUGCGGCCUUGUUUGCGAUCCCGCCCGAGCAUCAUAAAUUGGUGGUGGAUUCGGUAGUCUGGGCGUUCAAGCACACGGAAAGGACGGUCGCGGAGACGGGCCUGGAGAUCCUGCACGAGUUGUUACUGAAUGUGUCGCAAGUGCCCGACGCGGCGAAACAGCCCUUCUACCGGGCCUUUGUGUUACCUUUGAUACAGGAUGUCCUCGCGGUGAUGACCGACCGAUUACAUAAAAGUGGAUUCAAGAUGCACGCGACGUUGCUGCGCCAUUUAUUUCACCUGGUCGAGGCGGGGCACGUGACCGUGCCGUUGUUUGAUGGUGGUAACUACCCGACGAACCAAGCGUUCAUGAGGGAACACGUGGCGAAUUUGCUCAAAUCAUCAUUCCCCAACCUCACGCACCAGCAGGUCGUCGACUUCGUGCGUCGGCCGCGUCCUCGAAACGCGCGCGACGGGCGCAUGGUCAUUUCAAUCCCGCGCAGGUCGUCGGCUGCUUCGACCUGAGGAUGGACCUGCCGUCCUUCAAAACUCAUUUGAGAGACUUCCUCGUCCAGCUCAAGGAGUUCUCGGCCGAGAACAACCAGGACCUCUACAGCGAAGAGCAGCAGCAGCAGCAGCAGAUGGCCGCCGCCGCGGCCGAAGCGCAGCGGCUGGCGGUCCCGGGCCUGGUGAACCCCAACGACCGGCCCAUGGACGACGACGAGGACCUCUAGGCGGGGGGGCGCGAUAAGAUGACACACACACGAAUAGUCA
Messenger RNA from Pelagomonas calceolata, 3958 nucleotides. NCBI's taxonomy places the organism in Eukaryota, Pelagophyceae, Pelagomonadales, Pelagomonadaceae. The record is from the annotation of a GenBank genome assembly.